Miscanthus lutarioriparius is the source of this 768-nucleotide messenger RNA. The record is from the annotation of a GenBank genome assembly. Lineage: Eukaryota; Viridiplantae; Streptophyta; Magnoliopsida; Poales; Poaceae.
AUGGACAGUCGGGACUCCAAGGCGCCGGCGCCAGCGCUGCCGAAGGCGGCGGGCCCGCCGGCGGCCGUGAACGGUACUGCCGGCGGCGUCGGAGGCGCGGCGGCGGCGGCGCCGGGGGCCGACGCGACGUUCGACACCAACACGGUGAUCCUCCUGGCGGCGCUGUUCCUGGCGCUGCUGUUCGCCAUCGCGCUCAACUCGUUGGCCAGGUGCGCGCUCUGGUGCGGGGGCCGGGCCGCGGACGGCGGUGGCGGCGGCCGCGAGGGGGCGGCGUCGUCGAGCGUCGGCGCGUCCUGCGCGGGCGUCCGAGGUGGGAUCAAGAAGCGCGCGCUGAGGAGCAUCCCCGUGGAGGUUUACGUCGCCGCGGGGGAGGGGGAGGAGACCGGGGCCGGGGACCAGGACGAGGACGUGUGCGCCAUCUGCCUCGGCGAGUUCGCGGACGGCGACAAGGUGCGCGUGCUGCCGCGGUGCGGGCACGGCUUCCACGUCCCGUGCGUCGACGCCUGGCUGCUGUCCCGCGGCUCGUGCCCGACGUGCCGCCGCCCCGUGAUGGACGGCAUUCCCGCCAAAGGUGGCGGCUGCAGGGGGGCGUCGGCCAGAGCCGGCGGCGGCCGGAUAGCGACACCAUCGCCGUGGUCAUCGCGUGAGGGACGGAGGGGAGCAUGUGGCCAUCACCCAUCGGAAGCAGACCUAGUGGUAGGCGCACACGCAACAACGGAGCAAGGUAUAGCUCUGUACUGUUCUGUCGCCGUGGAUAAGCUCAUGUAA